Molecule: messenger RNA, 2869 nt
Organism: Cyclopterus lumpus (lumpfish)
Lineage: Eukaryota; Metazoa; Chordata; Actinopteri; Perciformes; Cyclopteridae
Gene: naa60
Product: N-acetyltransferase 15 (GCN5-related, putative)
Exons: 6
Coding region: 379-1107 (242 amino acids)
Biological process (GO): N-terminal peptidyl-methionine acetylation
Cellular component (GO): Golgi membrane
Molecular function (GO): histone acetyltransferase activity; protein-N-terminal amino-acid acetyltransferase activity
Source: RefSeq, a predicted model, not a curated record
ACAGCAAUAAAGGAACGGGACAAGCGAGUCGAUUUAUUUUUGAUAUUUGGUUUCAGCGCCAGUAGGUAGCGAUAAAGCGCCACUGUGUUUUAACACCGACCGCUCAGAAGAAAAAAAGAAAAGAAAUCUCGCGCGACGUCGGUUGUGUAGCAGCCACAAACAGGAAGAAAACAUCCAGCUCUUACCUAAGCGGGGAGAGCUUUCGGCUAGCUUAGCAGCCCGUGUAGCACUACCACAGGAAUGACACGGCAUUGAGGGUCGCGAACGAACUGGUGUUUGGUCAUGCUGUGUCCGGAGUAGCGGCCGUAUCCGCCACAUACUCCGGGAAUAUCUCCCUCCUCGACUUUCCUCCGGUCCGAGUGUUGAAACGAGGUGUGAAUGAGUGACGUGGUGCCUCCCACAGCUCUCAGUGACGUCCAGCUACGCUUCCUCUGCCACGAUGACAUAGAGAAUGUCAAGUUGCUCUGUGGGGAUUGGUUCCCAAUCGAGUACCCAGACUCAUGGUAUCAGGACAUCACCUCCAACAAGAAGUUCUUCUCCCUCGCGGCCACCUUCAGAGGGGGCAUCGUGGGAAUGAUUGUGGCCGAGAUCAAAGGCCGGACCAAAGUACACAAAGAGGAUGGAGACAUCCUGGCCUCCAGUUUCCCUGUGGACACACAGGUAGCCUACAUCCUGAGCCUGGGAGUGGUCAAAGAGUUCAGGAAACAUGGCAUAGGCUCCCUACUGCUGGACAGUCUGAAGGAGCACAUCUCAACCACGGCCCAGGACCACUGUAAGGCCAUCUAUCUGCAUGUGCUCACCACCAACAACACUGCCAUCCACUUCUACGAGAACAGGGACUUCAGGCAGCACCACUACCUGCCCUACUACUACUCCAUACGAGGCGUCCUCAAAGAUGGAUUCACAUACGUGCUCUACAUCAACGGGGGUCAUCCGCCCUGGACAAUAUUUGACUAUAUCCAGCACAUCGGUUCCACCCUGGCCAGCCUGAGCCCCUGCUCCAUCCCUCAGAGGCUGUACCGGCAGGCCCAGUCCCUGCUGCGCUCUCUGCUGCCCUGGUCCAACAUCGCCUCCAAGACCGGCAUACAGUACAGCAGAACAAUGUGACGACGACAAGGUCGGCGGGAGUUGUGGUGACGGCAGCGUACUUUUGUAUUCCGUUUUUUUCCUGUCCAUGAAUCGAUGUUUGUUUUACCUCCAUUGUCUCUCUUCCCGUUUCUUCCUGUUUGUUUUGUUUUUUUUUGUUUCAGGAGUGCAACCGAUUUUCAUCAGUCUUCCCCUGCACACACACUUGCAUCCUCGUACCGGCGUUCCACGCCCGAUUUCCGAUACGCAUUUGUCACUGUUCCCCUCGAGAUUUGGGUUUGCCCGGCCACAGGUCUGCUUAACAGGGUUGUCGCAUUGCAAUGUUGGAUUUUUACACUGACCUGGUAAAACCGUGGGAUUUAUUCCCUGUAUAUACUACUACACUAUCCCAUAGUUACUAAAGUAACCUGUGUAGUUGUGUACACUAAAGCCGAGCAGUGUCGGUCCUGCUUUCUCCCGAAGGCAGCAGAGGAACUGGUACAUAUAAACUGGGGAUGGCAAACACAGGUCGUAGCUUUGAUGUGAAAAGGGUGUAGCACGCACACAGACACACACACACUGGGAACCCGACAGAGACUAAAGGUCUCUGUCUAUCUUUCUGUCUCCUCUCCUCCUGUCCACUGUCACAGAGACUAUGUAUACUGUUUGUAUAUUAUAUAUACUAAGCUAAUAUAUACAUUUAUCUUAUGUAUGUCUGUUCUAUGCUGUCGGUAGGCCUAGUUCAAAGAUAACCCACCCUGUCCCCUUUUUUUGAGUGGAAACUGAAUCCAGAGUCAAUUUCACUUUGUAAAGUAGAGACUCAAGAACACGCUAAAUUAAAUUGGUCCUUGAUUCUAGCUACGCUAACGGGCUAAAAGGGUAGAGCAAAGCUAAUUAUACGCAGGAAACGUUGGGACACGAUGUAGAUGGGGUGAUAUGAAAAAGAAAUCCUCCCUUUUUUUAAAAUUUGAUUUUAGAUAUUGUCUGAUUCGCUGUUUGCAAUAACUUGAUCUGGACUUGUGGCAUCGGUACCGAAACAUAUAAACAUGUUGUAGCAUGUUUCGCAGCGUGCAUACACCUCACAUACCGUGCAGUUCGGUCUGAAAGUCUUGCAUAAAUAUGUCCGGGCCUUUCUACAUUGUUUCUAAAUGUUGCCUGUGUGUAGUUCAUGCAAGAGUGGGGUGGGGGAGUUGCUCAGGUCCUUAUUUUAGAGGUUUUAAAUGGCUUCAGCCCUGUCCCGUCUGCUCCAUGGCUGUAAAAUUGCUGCUAAUGUAGAGAAAUGUCCACUUGUUUUUCCAGAUUUUUUUAAAAACACGGCCAAGAUCAGAUUUUUAUUUAGGCCUGUCGUAAGAGAUGAGAAAUAUUAAAGUAAUGCACCCCCCCAAACACACACUGUCACGUGAGAGUGUGUGUGAGUGAGAGUGAGAGUGAGAGUGAGAGUGAGAGUGAGUGUGAGUGAGAAUAGUUAUGCACACAGGGUCUGAAUUUAGCACCCGGCUCGUGCCACAUGCUGGUCCGGACUGAAAGACCAGUGAAUAAACUUGGCCUGACAUGUUGACUGUGAGUUUGUCAGUGAGUAACAUUGUAGUUUCUCUCUUGCGUUCUGUUGCACCGGAUCAAAUGUGCAUGUCAGUGAGCAGAUAGAUUUGAUCCAGGACAUGGCACUGGAAAGGGUCUGGUAUCCGUGUGGAAAACAAAAUGUGCGUUCGUUGUAAAAAGGUUUCUUGAGUCAACCGGUCCUGUUGCAGGUAACUCAAAAAUAAAUUUAAGACAUUGUGUAUGCAAUAAAUUUGUUUUAUUUGAC